Molecule: messenger RNA, 1554 nt
Organism: Sinocyclocheilus grahami
Lineage: Eukaryota; Metazoa; Chordata; Actinopteri; Cypriniformes; Cyprinidae
Product: persephin-like
Exons: 4
Coding region: 617-1096 (159 amino acids)
Molecular function (GO): glial cell-derived neurotrophic factor receptor binding; growth factor activity; receptor tyrosine kinase binding
Source: RefSeq, a predicted model, not a curated record
GCCAGGUGGGCAUUUUCCCGCCAGUGAGGGAUAGUGGAACAUCUCUGGAGUUUGUCUUCUGUGAAUAUGUAGCCAGGUGGACAGAAAAACUUGGGAUAUGUGAGGCUUUUUCCAAUCCAGGCAUGGAAAGUGUACAUGAGAUGAGACAAACAGGUUACUAAAUACCAUUUUGACAAACCAAAAAGCAUUUGGAGUUUGCGUUGAACUAGUUUGUAAUAGUGCGAUAGUGAAUAUAACCCCCGUAAACACUCAAAGAAUGCUUCCUAACACUGGAACGCUGCGCUUGAAUUCCUGCCCGGAGCAGACAAGCCCUAUAUGGGCCGGACGGGAGACCCGCUGGAGACAGAAUGCAACACGGCUCCGCUUCUCAAGACUUGGAGAAAUACCAGUGGACUUAAAGUUGCCUCCAAUCAUAGCCUUGAGACCAGGUGAGAGACUGGGAGCGGAAGGGUUAUUCUGCGUCCCUCCCAUCCUGGACGCACCCCACCAUCCCCUCCACCCCAACAGCUCUGACCUGCGUAGAUGGCUAUAAAAGAGACAGUGACUCUGGCGCAUCUCAGCAUCACCUGCGCUUUCAUCCUGAAGAAGGAAAACCAGGCAAAGAAAAGGAACAACGAUGCACUCGCUACUAAAGGUCACUGUUCUGCUGUUUUGCGUUCAGGCUGGAGAAGGACACUGGCUUAGAACGCUACAGGACACGGACCUCCGUGAUGAAGAACGUAGAGGAGGUGAUGGUGAGGCAAAGGAGGGUUCAGGGAGGCAGUUGGAAAGGGCGAUUCGGUUGCCCCGCAGCGCUGAGUCCCCAUGUGCUCUGCACUCCAUCCUGCUGCAGGUACGAGACCUCAGGUUGGGCUAUGACUCGGACGAGACAGUGCUAUUUAAGUACUGCAGCGGGACCUGUCCUCGGCUCGCCUCCAACCACGACCUCACGCUCGCCAAUCUCCUGCAAAGCGGCAUCCUUCAAUACACCGGCCAUUGGCACCAUCAGCCAUGUUGUCGCCCCACACACCACGAAGACAUAGCCUUUCUCGACAACCACCAUCGCUGGCACAAAGUGGAGAAACUCUCCGCUGCUGCGUGCGUCUGUAUGGGCUAGAGACGAUGGUGGCCAGCCAAAGACUGUCUGUUGGUUUAGAGACUGUACAAAGUGCCUUGAAGUAAAAUAAGGGAUGUUUAAGGUACGUUAAUUCAGGAAGUAAUAAUAUGUAUGUAUUAAAAUGUAUCAAGAUGUGUAUGUCGCUUUCUCUGAUGACAUCAGCUAAUAUUGUGUUUGAGAAUGUUAAAACGUUCAGUUUUGGUUAAUGACAACACAAUGACGUGUUUGAGUGGCCAAUUCUGAGUCAAGAUUGAUCUGACGAAUUGUCCAUCUGAACCAAAAAUGGAAGAUAUUUAUGUGUUAAUAAAUUAUUUAUUUAUUUGAAAACCAUUUUUACUACCCAAUAAAUUAUUAAUCUUUAUUUUUCUUCUUGUAAAUAUGUACAGUUCUGAUUAAAUAUACAAACAGAAGUUGUUUGUUUGGUUAACUAACUAUACUCUGAUUACAAUAAUGAACUG